CUGGAAGCGGAGGAGUGGUACAAGACGCUGUCAGUUGAGUGCCUGGGCGCCCGCCUGAAUGACAUCAGCCUGGGGGAGCCGGACCUGCUGGCACCCGGCGUGCAGUGUGAGCAGACGGACCGAUUCAAUGUGUUCCUCCUCCCCUGCCCCAACCUGGACAUUUACGGCGAGUGCAAACUGCAAAUCACCCACGAAAACAUCUACCUCUGGGACACCCACAACCCCCGCGUCAAACUGGUCUCCUGGCCCCUCUGCUCCCUGCGCCGCUACGGGCGCGAUGCCACCCGCUUCACUUUCGAGGCCGGACGGAUGUGCGAUGCGGGGGAAGGUCUCUACACCUUCCAGACGCAGGAAGGCGAGCAGAUCUACCAGCGCGUGCACAGUGCCACGUUGGCCAUCGCCGAGCAGCACAAGAGGGUCCUGCUGGAGAUGGAGAAGAACGUCAGGCUGCUGAACAAGGGCACCGAGCACUUCUCCUACCCCUGCACCCCCACCACCAUGCUGCCCCGCAGCGCCUACUGGCACCACAUCACCGGCUCCCAGAACAUGUCCGAGUCCUCCAGCUAUGCAGGGGAGGCGUACGCGGGCGCCAAGGCCAGAUCCGACACCGUUUUUUUCCUCAACAGGUUCAUCUUGCUGAAGCCAAAGUCCUCCAAAAGCGACAAGCCUGAAAGCAGGGAGCCCACAUCGUCCCCGUGA
Molecule: messenger RNA, 699 nt
Organism: Cariama cristata (Red-legged seriema)
Lineage: Eukaryota; Metazoa; Chordata; Aves; Cariamiformes; Cariamidae
Gene: DOK4
Product: docking protein 4
Biological process (GO): cell surface receptor protein tyrosine kinase signaling pathway; positive regulation of MAPK cascade
Cellular component (GO): cytoplasm
Source: RefSeq, a predicted model, not a curated record